Molecule: messenger RNA, 2071 nt
Organism: Callithrix jacchus (white-tufted-ear marmoset)
Lineage: Eukaryota; Metazoa; Chordata; Mammalia; Primates; Cebidae
Gene: DTD2
Product: D-aminoacyl-tRNA deacylase 2
Biological process (GO): tRNA metabolic process
Cellular component (GO): cytoplasm
Molecular function (GO): D-tyrosyl-tRNA(Tyr) deacylase activity
Source: RefSeq, a predicted model, not a curated record
GAUUGGAGCAGUCCCUUCAUCGCGCCCCGCCCCGUCUGCCGCGUCAGCGCGUCGCGGGAGGGGCCUGUGGCACUAGGCCUCGUAACUGUCCGGAAGCUACGGCGGCUUAAACCAUGGCUGAGGGCAGCCGUAUGCUACAGGCCCGGGCGCUCCUGCAGCAGUGCCUGCACGCCCGGUUGCAAAUUCGCCCAGCCGAUGGGGAUGCCGCGGCCCAGUGGGUGGAGGUUCAGAAAGCAUUGGUGAUCUACGUAUGCUUUUUCAAGGGAGCUGAUAAAGAACUUCUUCCCAAAAUGGUUAAUACACUGUUAAAUGUGAAAUUAAGUGAAACAGAAAAUGGCAAGCAAGUCUCUAUAUUGGAUCUACCUGGCAACAUUCUUAUUAUCCCUCAAGCUACCCUUGGAGGAAGACUAAAAGGAAGAAACAUGCAAUAUCACUCUAACUCUGGAAAAGAAGAAGGGUUUGAACUUUACUCUCAAUUUGUUACUCUGUGUGAAAAAGAAGUAGCUGCUAAUAGCAAGUGUGCUGAAGCUGGAGUUGUAGUGGAACAUGGCACUUAUGGGAAUAGGCAGGUGUUAAAGCUAGACACCAACGGACCAUACACACACUUAAUUGAGUUUUGAAAAUGAAAACCUAGUUUCUAUAGCUGUUUUCUGGUAUGAAAUGAUCUAAAGUAUAAUUAGAUUUUAUUACCCUUCAUCUUGAAUAUACUAAUCUUCAGCAUUUUUAGCUAAGAAAAUCUUGGGUUUCAUAUAUAAUUCUAUAACCUGCUUAUCGGAUGACUUUGCCAAGUCACCUAAACUCUGGAUCUCAGUCGCCUUUUGUCCUACAUUCCUCUACCCUUCUACUUGAAAAUUUGAAAUAUGCUGUGUAUUCACUUCAUAGUCAUUAAGGAAAUGUUCUUAAUUGUGUUUUGUUUUGUUUGAGACAGAGUUUUGCUCUUGUUGCCCAGGCUGGAAUGCAAUGGCGCGGUCUUGGCUCACCACAACCUCCACCUCCCAGAUUCAAGCAAUUCUCCUGCCUCAGCCUCCCGAGUAGCUGAGAUUAUAGGCAUGCGCCACCAUGCCUGGCUAAUUUUGUAUUUUUAGUAGAGAUGAGGUUUCUCCAUGUUGGUCAGGCUGGUCUUGUACUGCCAGCCUCAGGUGACCUGCCCACCUCAGCCUCCCACAGUGCUGGGAUUACAGGCAUGAGCUCCUGCACCCAGCCAUCUUAAUUGUUUUUAAAAGAUUAUGUGCAGUUUUAGCAUUUUGCAAUGUCUUAUACCAUCAAAUUUGUAUAGCAUGUAAUAAAAAUAACAAUUUCUAUUAAAAUUAGGUAAACUUCAGUACAGCCUAAUUGUAAAUUUGUUAAUUUUAUUUACUACUGCAGUUCUCUAUAUUUCCAUAUGUGAUUCACCAUUUCUUUUAAUAAUACACAUGCAAAUGUAAUAUAGAUCUCCUCCAACCAUCCUGUCCCACAGCACCCCCGAGUGAAGGUGGCUGUUUACAAGCCAGAAAGAAAGUAGUCACCAGAAACAGACCCUGACACCCUUAUCUUGAACUUCUAACCACCAGAACUGUGAGGAAAUAAACUUGUGUUGUUUAAACCACCCAGUCCUAUGUUAUUUAGUUAGGGCAGUCUGAACUAUGACAGUGUUAUAAGAUAGACAGCUAGUAAGGUAAACUUUUCAAAGGCAAGAGAGGAAAAUACACAAGAAAUUGAAAAAAUAAUUAAGUCAAUAAGAGGUAAUAUUCAGUUUUGGCAAACUCCUCUGACUUGGUUUGAAAAGGUGUUUUUUUUUAAAGAGUAAAAACCAAAUAAUUCUCAUUGACAAAAAAGGUAAAUAAAUAAACAUCCUAAGUAGCUGCUGAAAUUUUUGUUGUGUCUAAUGGUUUCUUUAGGUCUGUCUUCCUAACAUACUUAAAAUUUUUAUCAUGAAAAAAUUCUAUUUUCUCUAUACCCUUCCUGUACUAUUCUAUUUUGGAACUAGAGAAUCAAUAACUGGCUUAGUAAUUAGCUCAUUGUCCUUAACUUUUGCUUUAUUGAUUCAUGAUACACUUAUUAAAAUGUAAUAAACUAUUCAUAAACUUGCAAA